AUGGCAGCUUCUCUAGCACUCUCCGCUACCACCGUUGGGGUUGAAGAUGUAGCUGACAUAGAGGUCUUAGAGACGGAGUACCUAUUUGAGAAGCUUUUGAUGCCAAGCGACAUAUGUGGGAACACUGAAUGGCUUGGAAUUUCAGAAGGGCAUGCUUGGAAACUAGGAAGGAUGGUCCAGGGCCAGGACGGUCACUUCACCGUCUUCGUUGAGGAUGGCGUGGUGCCUGGGAAGCAGUGGCGCUUCAGGUCGGGGGCUCGUGCAAACCUUUCUUCAUUCACCACAUCGCCUCAUGGCUUGUCUGCACCGUUAGGACAAGCCAAUCCGCGUGCUGGGAAUGAGGUUGGUGGCAGUGGGCGGAAAAGGCAAGCAUCCUCGGGAUUUGCAGGGGCGCUACCAAUGCCGCUGCCUGUGUCAUCACGCCGUCGACACCACACCACGGUUGUGCGCCUAAUACCAGAGCCUAUGACAGAGACACCACCGGUUCUUGAAUCCAUGUUCCUCAUUGCGACACCACCUGUAGUGAAGACGAUACGACUCUUUGGAGUUGACAUCAAGGUGCCACUGCCCUCUAUUGUCCAGCCAAAAAGAGAAUCCAACCCAUGA
Molecule: messenger RNA, 606 nt
Organism: Oryza brachyantha (malo sina)
Lineage: Eukaryota; Viridiplantae; Streptophyta; Magnoliopsida; Poales; Poaceae
Product: B3 domain-containing protein Os02g0455800-like
Exons: 2
Coding region: 1-606 (201 amino acids)
Source: RefSeq, a predicted model, not a curated record